CCAUCGCUGCGGAGCUGCGGCGCAGCAUGGACGCCGGCGACGCCGCGUUAGGACGACUUUGACGAGAGUGCAGAGCUGGAGAUGAAGCUUGCUGAUCAAACCCUGUGCGUCAGCUCAGAUGGUAUCCAUCUCCCAGAUCCCCAAGGAUACCCUCCUCCAUUUCCUCUGACCUGCAGCAGGCCUUUUCUUUUCUUUUUUUUUAUCGUCUUGAGUUUGUCUCGCCCUCUUGUCUCUCCGCGUCGUCGCCCGCUAAUCCAAUUCUGUGAUUUCUGUCAUAGCGUCAUCGAUCUCGCUUGAUAGACAUCACGAUCCGAUGCGAUCCAUGUUUGUUUCUUCCGUUUAUUUUAGGCGAAACCGAUGGGACCGGGUGUAUAUGAUAUAGCUCUGCUCCUGCUUUGCGUGUUCCUCCCUAGCUCCGUUCGUCAUUGAAGCCUCGCCUGAAUCGGUGAAUCCAAGGGAACCUGCUGGUUCUCCGACAAAGUCGUCUCGUUUCUGGCUGCGAUAAGGUUCUCAACUUAGUGUAAUACGAGCAGAGCUGACUUGCUGGUGUUCAUUCUUUACAGCAACUCAGCAAGAUGGAGGGGAACUAACUAGCAGUCACUAGUCGAAUGUCAUUUCAUUACGAGUCCUUGUAUCCUCAUGAUAUGACUUUUCUACACUCUUCACCUGCUAGCACCGGAGCGCCUUGUUCAGCAUCUAUAGCAUCAUCUUCCAGUACUUUCUCCACAGCUAUGGCGCAUGGACGUUUUCCUAAUUUGUUACCAUCGAUUGUUCAUUCUUUGAAUGCUGAAAUCCUGUACUCCAACCUGAUUUCCCAUUCUGGAGUAUCAGAACAACCUUUAGGGGGUACUUAUCCUGGACUACCUGCUGAAACAACACAUUCUGCAGACCAUCUUGGUGGUUUACUGAAUAACAAUGGCAUCAAUAGUGUUGAGAAACAGCCAGAUUCUGGCUCUGUUAGAGACCCUAACCCUAAUGAAUCUGCCGAAAGAGAUGAAUGGUUCUGCUUGGAGCAUGGAGGUUUGGAUUAUAUUAUCCCUGAUGACUUGACCUUGAACUAUCCGCAAAUGGUAAUUUAACUCAAAAGCAGCAGUGACUAGUGAUGUAAUGUUUACUUGAUCAUGGAAACUGAGACUGGCAUUGGAGAUGAUAUUAUAUUGUUAGGCUGAAUCUGCACAUGUUUCCUCACCUCUGAAUUCUGAGACAUCGCAGCAUGAGCACAUAGUUCAUCAAUUAGUUUCAGUUCCUACAAUUCCUGGGCAGUUGUAUCCUGUUUCUCCUCCAGCAACUAUAAAUGUCCAUUCACCCCAGAGGACUAAAGUGCGCAGACGAUGGACUACAGAAAUGCACGAUCGCUUCAUAGACGCCGUCAAUCAACUCGGUGGCUGUGAAAAUGCUAAACCUAAAGCCAUUCUUGACAUCAUGAAUGUUGAAGGUCUGACUCGCGAUCAGGUGAAAAGUCACUUACAGAAAUACAAAUUGGCCCAAGUUCGACAUCGCUCAUCUAAAGAUGCGCAUUCAAAAUUUGCAUUACAGGUGCAGAUAGAGCUUCAGAAGAAACUUCACGAGAUGGUAGAGAGGACACGUCAUGAUUUACUGGAGAUUCACAGAAGCAUACUCCAGAACCACGUGACGAGUCUCCACGAGCUCGAGGAGCAGCAGAAUCUCAACACAGACGGCCGCACAGCGCGUCUUCGUCCCAGUCCACCAGCAGCGGCAGCGGCAGCGGCAGCCCCUCCUCCAGUAGUAGCUCUCUCCAGGAUGACUGGCCAGGGAAGCAGAGCCGCGGCGUCGGCUCAAGACGGCCUGGUGUCAGAGGCUGGCUCACUUGGGCAAUAAUGCAGGGGUCAUGACUGCUUGACCAUCUCUUGAUCGAGUCUUCAACGCCUGUUUCUACACGGCGUUUAUUUUUUGCGCGUGUAAAUAAUAGUAGUAGAAUGGGCGAAAAAAAGAGAGGCGUAGCUACGUCCACUACGUGUAGUAGCAUCAUUUGGUAGCAUGAGCUUUUGAACCCUACAAUAAGGAUCUGUGUAUAAUGCUCUGCAUAAUCACUUGUUGUGGCACUGGCAUUUCACUUCAGAUGCACAGCCUGUACCUUCGAUGGUAAUAACAUUGAUGUUUCUAUA
Panicum virgatum (switchgrass) is the source of this 2126-nucleotide messenger RNA. Its product is annotated as protein PHOSPHATE STARVATION RESPONSE 3-like. The coding region runs from base 1345 to 1839 and encodes 164 amino acids. The transcript is spliced from 9 exons. Lineage: Eukaryota; Viridiplantae; Streptophyta; Magnoliopsida; Poales; Poaceae. Gene Ontology annotation, molecular function: DNA binding; DNA-binding transcription factor activity. The record is from RefSeq and is a predicted model, not a curated record.